Messenger RNA from Myxocyprinus asiaticus (Chinese sucker), 2282 nucleotides. Its product is annotated as zinc finger CCCH domain-containing protein 15. NCBI's taxonomy places the organism in Eukaryota, Metazoa, Chordata, Actinopteri, Cypriniformes, Catostomidae. The transcript is spliced from 10 exons. Gene Ontology annotation, biological process: cytoplasmic translation. Gene Ontology annotation, cellular component: cytosol. Gene Ontology annotation, molecular function: metal ion binding; mRNA binding. The record is from RefSeq and is a predicted model, not a curated record. The coding region runs from base 110 to 1423 and encodes 437 amino acids.
AUGCACUACUGUGCUGCUAGUGCGGUUAGCUUGCGCUUACCGAUCACAUACAUCACUAUACAUACGGCUUCUGGAAUUCCUUACUUUAUAGUGGUCAAUCUAAAGCGAUAUGCCUCCGAAAAAGCCAGCUCAAGCUACAGGCAAUAAGAAAACCCAAGAGAAGAAGAAAGAGAAGAUCAUUGAGGAUAAAACCUUUGGACUGAAAAACAAAAAGGGAGCUAAACAACAGAAGUUCAUCAAAACUGUCACGCAGCAAGUCAAGUAUGGCCAGCAGAAUGCACGGCAGAUUGCUUCUGCCGAAGGUGAUAAGAACAAAAAGAAGGAUGACAAGAAGAAGGAGCUGUCUGAGUUGAAUGAGCUCUUCAAGCCAGUGGUGGCCGCUCAGAAAGUCAGCAAAGGUGUGGAUCCCAAGUCAGUGCUGUGUGCUUUCUUCAAGCAAGGCCAGUGCACCAAAGGCGAUAAGUGUAAGUUCUCUCAUGACCUCAGCUUGGAGAGAAAGUGUGAGAAGAGAAGUUUGUAUGUGGAUGGCAGAGAUGAAGACCUGGAGAAAGACACCAUGGAUAAUUGGGAUGAAAAGAAACUUGAGGAAGUUGUGAACAAGAAACAUGGAGAGGCUGAAAAGAAGAAAGCAAAAACACAAAUUGUGUGCAAGUAUUUCCUUGAUGCCAUUGAAAACAACAAAUACGGCUGGUUUUGGGUUUGUCCUGGGGGAGGUGACAACUGUAUGUACCGCCAUGCUCUUCCUGUGGGCUUCGUUCUGAAGAAGGACAAGAAGAAGGAAGAAAAGAAUGAGGAGGAGAUCUCACUGGAGGAUUUAAUAGAGACUGAGCGAUCUGCCCUUGGAGCGAACGUCACUCGAAUUACUCUGGAAACGUUCUUGGCCUGGAAGAAAAGUAAAAGGCAAGAGAAACUGGCUAAAGCAGAGGAGGACAUGGAGAGAAAGAAAGCUGACUUCAAAGCUGGCAGGGCAUUUGGGGUCAGUGGAAGAGAAGUGUUUGAGUUCCGGCCCGAGCUUGUUGACGAUGAUGAUGAGGAGGCUGAUGAUACCAAAUAUGCUACAGACGAUGAUGAUGAUGACGACGAACUUUCUAAUCAGGUAGAGGAUGCAGAUGACAUAAAAGAUAUUGACAUUGCUAGAUUUAUCCCUAAAGAAGUGGACAACGCAGGUAUAACGGUGGCAGCAGCGGACAGGUUUACUGCCAGAGCUCCUCACACAAAUGACAUGGAUGACAAUAAAUUGAGCGAGGCCUCAGGCGGAGCCAUGGAGAAUGGAGAACACAGCGAGGACCAAACACUGGAGGAGGACGAGGCUAACGAGGAGGGGGAGGAGUCAGAGGCGGUGCCAGUGGACGAGAACCUCUUCACUGGGGAGGACCUAGAUGAACUGGAGGAGGAGCUUAACACACUGGACCUGGACAAAUAAAGACUGGGACUAUUGCAUCAUUCAUGAACUACACAUGGCUUGAAGUGAAUGACAAUAUUUUCACAAAUAACUACUACCAAAAUUGCCAUGUCAGAAACAACCGCUCUGCCUGCAAUAUGCACCCUCAUCACUCGAGAUGUCUUGGGAAGCUACAGGAGAGAAUGGAGUAGAUGUGGCUCUUGUUCUAUUUCAGAUUUGAUUUGUUUUUUCUCUUUUCCAAUUUUUUUAAUUGCUGUCUACCCCAAUAAAGCACAGUCAGGUGAGGGUCUUCAUUUGGAUCUGUCUGGGUCCAUGUGGUUCUACAGCAGGAACAAAGUCAAAAUAUUUCUUAGGCUAUUGAUUUGUUACUUCUCCUGAAUUAAUUUUUGAUUUAAAUGAUCAUCUUAAGGUCAUGCAACUAAAAUAACAGGGCACAAGUUAGAGUUUCCCUCUUCAAGCACUAUUGGAAUUGGGUUUCCCCCAUCUCUAUGGUGAUCUGAAAUGUUUCUUUAAUGAAUAAAAAGAAUUUGUUCUAUGGAAUCUAAAAUGUAACCAACUGCAUGCCUGUAUCAGGAUCAGAAAGUAAAUGGUCAAUAAGUUUGAUGCUGACAUUAAAGUGUCCCAUAAUCAGUUGAUGAGAUAGAGGUGUCGAAUGUGAAAUCUCUUGGAUGCAGAUGUGGCAUUACAGAAGGAUAUGUGAAAAAAUACAUCAUUGCUAGUCAGAUUUGAUGUUUGAAGUGCUUUCAGGAAGUGAGAGAACGACAGAGAUGAGCUUGAAAGAUGGUAUUAAUGUGUCUGUUCUUUUCAGUUAAAAUGUUUUAAACUGCUCUCCCACCAACACAUCACAAGAAAUUGUAAAUAAAAGGAUAUCAGAUACUGA